UGCAGGACUGACACCGAACACAACCGUUGACCUAAGUUCCAACAAUAUUACUGCACUGCCUGAGAAGAGCUUUCGUCCCAUCAUGGAGGUUUUAUCGCUCGGACAUGGAAUUCUCAUCCUCCAUAAUGAAAAUUAUUUCAGUUGGAGCAAUCCCAUCUAUUGUGAUUGUGUAGCUGGUUGGCUUGUAGUUAAUCCGAAUUUCCUCAGCAGAGUGAAAGUGAUAUGUAACAAUGGAACGAAAUUUCAAGAAUUGGACUUGGAUGCAUUGAAAAGUUGUCCCGCUCCAUGUCCAUACAUGUGUGUAAGUGCCCAAUUAUAUUCUCUCUGCCGGCCAGGAACAGAAAUUUUCUCGAAAGUGGACAAUUGUCGACAUGGGGAGCUAUGCUGCCAGCCAAUGAUGACAACAAUGAAGACAACAAUGAUGACAACACCUAGACCAGCAGGUAUGAUACUUCUAAUAUAUAUAGACGAUCAUGUACCAGAGAACUGGCUUCACGUGUCUCUUCCAGUCAGUAGUGAGACCAGAUGCAGUCGACUUGCUGACAUAGAACAUGGACAUUUUAUAAUAAAAUCCUGUCCAAGUAUCGGCAUGAGGAUAGUUGAUGCCACUCUACCUGAAGAGGUUGGCAAAAACAACACAGAAUGCAUUAAACACGGUAGGUAUGAAACUGGAACCGUUGUAGAAUACGAGUGCAACCAGUAUUAUAUUCUCAAGGAAUCACGGCGUCGGAUUUGCAAAAUGAACGGACAAUGGAGUGGAAGAAAUCAAUUCUGUGAGCCGGGUUGUGGGAAAAGAGUGCCACUGGGUUUGUCAGCAGGUGGAAAACCUUCAGUAAUUGGAAAGUGGCCUUGGCAAGCGGCCAUUUAUGACGUCAAGCGUGAGCUCCUCAUUUGUGGAGGGGCACUCAUACGAGAAGACUGGGUUCUGACCGCCGCUCAUUGCCUCGCCGUGGAUGGCACUGCACGACCUCGGCCCAAAGAAGAUUUCCUCGUUUAUUUAGGAAAACAUUAUCGUAAUGACUCCUUGGACGACGAAUUUGUAGAAAAGAGGAAGGUUUCUACGGUCAUCCUUCAUAGUGGCUUCAACCGAUACAACCUCGACUCUGACAUUGCCUUGUUGAAACUAAGCCACCCAGUAGAGUUGACCGAGCGGGUGCAAUUGAUAUGCCUUCCGACAUAUCAGUUCCUUCACUUCUCCGAGACAAAUCUUCAGAAUGGAAAUAUAGGAUGGGUGGCUGGGUGGGGUGCAAAUGGUUCGGAUAUCCCCAGUGAUGAAUUGACGGAGAUUGAAAUUCCAGUUUUAUCAAAUGCCAACUGUCAUAGAGAGACCAUAAAACGAAAGGGGAAAGACUCCACACGAACACUUAACUGGCAGUCUUUUUGUGCCGGCCACGACGAGAAAACUUCUGAAGGUUUCCAAUUGGUGUGUUCUGGGGAUUCAGGAAGUCCGAUGGUCUUCUAUACUCAGGACUUGAGGCAAUGGCAGAUUGAAGGAAUCGUGAGCCACUAUCUCAGCUGGGAGCCCUGCUCCAUGAAGCGUCCAGGCGAAUAUGGCAUUUUCACUAGAGUCAACCGAGGUCUAAAAGUAAAAUCCACAAAACACAUGAUGAGAGUGGAGAGGCAGAGGUCCCAGCAAAGGAGGAAAGCUCAUGAAGGUACUAGUGAAGUUGCUCCAUUGCAUAGCAAGAAGUUGAAGACAAGGCAAAGUGCUAGCUCUGGUUCUAGUACUGCUGGUUCAAGUGAGGACAUCCUUGCUGCUGUGGACUCUGAUCUGCAUUCUUCAGCACUAUCAAGUAGAGGGCCCUCAGUUGAUGCUGAUGUGAGGUAUUCAGUCUUCUCAAGCUCAAAGGCUGCCUCAUCUUCCAUGUCUCAAGGUCAUCCUUUUGCUCGAUCUUCUGCUGGAGGCUCAUUGCCUCUCAUGAGACAUUCUCCUAAGAGUGCAGGUAAGACUGUGGCCCCUGGCUUACCAGAGCCACUGAUCAAAUUGAUUGUCCACAUUCAUGAGACUACAAGAGAGAAUCAUAAGCUCCUGAAAUCCCUUCUUGAAGUCAUUGAGAAAAAGCCAUUUGAUUUUGGAUCUCAUACUGAGCCUCCAUUCAGCUGUCCACAGCUCCCUGUAUUGGAUGAGGAGGGGUUGGAGAAACUGGAGCUGUGUCUUUCUGAUCAAGAUGAUAGAGAACAAAUGGUGGGCUGCACACAUCUAGUGAUGCCUCUAUCCAGGCCUGAG
Darwinula stevensoni is the source of this 2227-nucleotide messenger RNA. The record is from the annotation of a GenBank genome assembly. Lineage: Eukaryota; Metazoa; Arthropoda; Ostracoda; Podocopida; Darwinulidae.